AUGGACUUCGUCUUCGGGUUUCCCGAAGACGUCCACAAGAAUACCAUUUUUCUUGUGUUUGUUGAUCGGUUCAGCAAGAUGUUUAUUCUUGUUGCUGCACCGGAGUCAAUCACAGCCCAGGGCUGUACUCGUUUCUUCAUCGAUACGAUCAUCCGACUUCACGGGUUACCCCGUGAACCCGUGUCUGAUAGGGACCCCCGAAUUGCAGCGAAGUUCUGGCAAUCCGUGCUCCUUUCACUUGGAACACGUUUGACGAUGUCAACUCAUGACUAUCCCGAAACAGAUGGUCCGACGGAACGCGUCAACUGCGUCCUCGAAGAGAUACUUCGAGGGUUUUCCCACUCGUUUACGAGUUGGAGUGAGUUCUGGCCGAUGGUGGAAUUCAUCAUCAACAAAUCGGUGCAUGCGUCGACAACGCGUACAACGUUUUUCGUGAAUGGCCUACGUCAUAUACGUUUUCCAGCCUUCUUAGAGUGUGACUCUAGUCUAAGAGGAAUGGACUCGCUCGAACAAGACCGAUCUGUUUCUUGCUCAUCACAUGUCGACAAUGACGUCGACAUGAAGGAUUCCGAUGUCGUUAGCAUUGACACCGAUGACGAUGAUGACGACGAUGCUGGCAUAAUAAGCAUCGCUAACGACUGCUACAGUAGGGACGACGACGCCCUCACUGGUGAAGACGACGUUCUUUUAGCAGUGCACACGAAGUGCACUGUUGUUGACAAGGAUGAAACAGCAGAGGAAUUUCUACUGACUCGCGAAGCUGUUGUCCGCUUCGCUUAA
Molecule: messenger RNA, 780 nt
Organism: Peronospora matthiolae
Lineage: Eukaryota; Oomycota; Peronosporomycetes; Peronosporales; Peronosporaceae
Source: the annotation of a GenBank genome assembly